AUGCUACAGGACUUGAACAGUCAGCAUUUGGACCCAGUGGAGGUGUUUCGCGGCAUCCCGUAUGCGGCGCCGCCCAUCGGCGACCUCAGAUUCCGGGUACCCGAGCCGCCACUCGCCUGGAAGGGCAUGAAACGUGCAGACACCUUCGGCCAUGUUUGCCCUCAAAAGCUCCCGGACAUACGCAACCAGACGGUCGCCCUUCAGGAUAUGCCCCAGGGUCGUUACAAUCAACUCACGCGGCUCGUCAAGUUCCUGGGAAAUCAGAGCGAAGACUGUUUGUUUCUCAAUCUCUACAUUCCCGGUAGUGGUGCACGAGGUCUGGAAGCGCCUUACGCAGUCAUAGUUUACAUCCACGGCGAGAGCUUCCAGUGGGGCAGCGGCAACAUUUACGACGGCUCGGUCCUGGCCAGCGCUGGCCACGUCAUUGUCAUUACCCUUAACUACCGCCUCGGGAUCUUGGGAUGA
Messenger RNA from Ceratosolen solmsi marchali, 465 nucleotides. Its product is annotated as neuroligin-1-like. The transcript is spliced from 3 exons. NCBI's taxonomy places the organism in Eukaryota, Metazoa, Arthropoda, Insecta, Hymenoptera, Agaonidae. The record is from RefSeq and is a predicted model, not a curated record. The coding region runs from base 1 to 465 and encodes 154 amino acids.